UGUUUCAGUCCUUAAUGUUGCUUGAAGUGGAAUCCUGUACCAUGCACAAAGCCUCCUUCAACACUUCUCUAGCAUACCUCUCUAAUACUCUACAAGUAAAACAAGAGCCUGAUGGAGACCAGGUCUCGUGUGUAGAGAUGCUUAAAAAAGGUGAGCUACCUGGAAACCUCAACUUUAGCUACGGGAAUGAGUUUAUCAACAGUUCUGUUAGAGCCCUGCUAGCGUUGUCCCUGUUCUUACAGUGACCCCAGCUGGCCUACAGGAAAUGCAUCCUUUUAGAGCACCUGACACUCCUGGCACCAGCUUGGACCCUCUCACCCCAUUAGACCCAAAGACUCCAGUACCCCUUAGGCUGUACCCAGGGCUGGAGUUGGAUAUGCCCCUCUCCCUGACUCAUGGCUUUCAGCUUCCUGCGCUGCGUUUGCCCAACGGUCAUCUACAAUCUGAGUGUUUGCCACCUGUCUGCAUGCAGUGGCUUCUAUCAGAUGAUGAACGAGAGAAGAUUGAGCAAGUUCUGUGGACGGCAGAGAAACACCAUAACUCUAGAGCAGAUUUUCUUCUGGCUGAGCCUCCUAGGCAUGAGUGUUUUGUGCGGAACCAACCACUGGCAGAUGCCUUCAAGCUCUUUGGCAUCUCGGCAUCAAAACAAGAGAUUGGACUCGCUGGGCUUCCUGAACAGCUCCAGUCUCUGCUGAAAGACCGCUCCGAAUUUGCAGAGAAAAUGAAAUCCGAGCCACUCAGUGUGGAGAAAGGGGAUUUGGUUAAGGUGGAGGAUUUCACUCCGCUGUCAGGCUUAGAGAUUGAUGAUAUUCUCAGGAGAGAAACCUCAGGAGAUGGGGGUAAUUCCACUUUUCCUAAGGAUUCGAUAAAAUCCACCAAGUCUCCGACCACAGUCAUUCCGAGGGACAUGCAGCAGCUAGCUGUACCCUCCCGGCAGGAGGAUGGGAGAGCUGUGAAGAAGCUCAUCAUGGAGAGGAUGGCUUGGCCCUCUGAGAUCUCUAACCCUGCCCAGGAGUAUGGGCCCCUGAGAACACCACAAGGCAUGGCAACCAUAGGAGGAGAGAGAGUGGGGAACUUCGCUCCUGUGAGGCAGCCUCGAAGGGAGUUUCCCAGCAGACCUUCAUCCCCAAAACCGCUGACGCACUCUGACCUUUUGACCUCUUUCAUGAUGCUCAGACAACAGCAGGAUCUGCUCGUAGCUUCUGAAAAGGCCAGCACCACUCUAACAGAUUUACAGGCAAACAAGUUCACCAACCAGAGACCCACAGAACAGAGGCCAGCAGAGAGAGGACAGUCUAAGGUGAUGGGGACAAUGGCCUCAUCGGAUCCUCCAGAGAGAGGCAGCAUCUCUAUAGUUCAGGGAACCGACAGUAGCACCUCUAUGGGUCAGUCUAGCAGAGCUAGCACUCCCGUGGGUCAGGUUAGCAGAGCUAGCACUCCUGUGGGUCAGGUUAGCAGAGCUAGCACUCCCGUGGGUCAGGUUAGCAGAGCUAGCACUCCAAUGGCACAAGAUAACAGUGAUCGCAAGUCUGUGGUUCAGGAAACCAGAACCGAGAGGGACAACAACCACAGUAGGGUCAUACCUGUCCAAGCCACAGAGAGCCAGCUCAUGGCCCUGCGGGAGGUUCAGGCGGUGGGUGAGCCGUGUUUCUCCAGGGCGCUGGAGAUGGGUCUGAGCGCGACCGGAGGCUGCAAGGACUUCACCGGUCUAGACACGGAGCACAGCCACUUCCUGCUCAAACAGCAGCAGAAGCAGCUCUCUGUCAUGCCCGGUAAGUUCUGCAUCUGCAGCAAUGUUAUGCUGCUAUUUAGCAUUUAGAUUGCUUUUUUCCAGUGGUCUGUCCAUAAGGUGACCAACUUUCAAGUGAGAAAACAGUAUAUCAUGCCAUUGUUCGCACAUAAAACAUUUAUGUUUAUCAUUGUAAUUGGUGAAGUACUGUACCAAUUUCUUGGUGAGUGGGCAUUUGCACUUUUCACUGAGUGCAUUUACCUCAACCGCAUAAGGGAGCCUUCAGAUGGUGGAUGAAAAAUCACCUGUUGCAAGAAAUGGCCUCACCAGCCUACUCUGCUGGCAGCACUCACCGCUUUUAUCGAAAAUGGAAAAAAAGAGAAAAUCCCCAUGUAGAAUGCAGAAUAGUUGACUCCUGUUUUAUUUCUAACUAUUAAUUCCUGUUGGUGUUGAUGUUUUCAUCAGUUGAUCUGUGUAGAAAUUCCC
Messenger RNA from Clupea harengus (Atlantic herring), 2215 nucleotides. RefSeq lists its product as uncharacterized. Bases 266 to 1819 code for a protein of 517 amino acids. Gene Ontology annotation, cellular component: condensed nuclear chromosome. Gene Ontology annotation, biological process: resolution of meiotic recombination intermediates. Lineage: Eukaryota; Metazoa; Chordata; Actinopteri; Clupeiformes; Clupeidae. The record is from RefSeq and is a predicted model, not a curated record. Gene Ontology annotation, molecular function: ATP hydrolysis activity; single-stranded DNA binding. The transcript has 8 exons.